CUGCUCCAAUUCACAGAUGCGCUUAAUACGACAAUCUCAACUGCUCCAAAGCAACAGUUAACGACAACGAUUCCAUCAGCAAGUCAUGCUCAACAUGUUCAACACAGUCAACAUCCAAACAAGAAUAGAUCAUCUUCACUUGCACCAAACGACAUUCUGUCAUGGAAAGAGCAUCUGCUAGCCAGGUAUCGUGGUUGUUCGUCAUUGCUGCUCAAUAAUACAGGGCGUAUCUCCGAAGCGGAACGAAACGAACUGGAAGCAUAUCUCAAAGAUGAAAAUCUUGCCGAAUACAAGUAA
Molecule: messenger RNA, 297 nt
Organism: Anisakis simplex (herring worm)
Lineage: Eukaryota; Metazoa; Nematoda; Chromadorea; Rhabditida; Anisakidae
Source: the annotation of a GenBank genome assembly